Molecule: messenger RNA, 1083 nt
Organism: Huiozyma naganishii CBS 8797
Lineage: Eukaryota; Fungi; Ascomycota; Saccharomycetes; Saccharomycetales; Saccharomycetaceae
Gene: FBA1
Product: fructose-bisphosphate aldolase FBA1
Exons: 1
Coding region: 1-1083 (360 amino acids)
Biological process (GO): gluconeogenesis; glycolytic process
Cellular component (GO): cytosol
Molecular function (GO): fructose-bisphosphate aldolase activity; zinc ion binding
Source: RefSeq, a predicted model, not a curated record
AUGGGUAUCCUAGACGUUAUCAAGAGAAAGUCCGGUGUCAUUGUCGGUGACGAUGUCCACGCUUUGUUCCAGUAUGCAAAGGAGAACAAGUUCGCCAUCCCAGCCAUCAACGUGACCUCCUCUUCCACUGCCGUCGCCGCCAUGGAAGCCGCCAGAGACAACAAGUGUCCAAUCAUCUUGCAGACCUCCAACGGUGGUGCCGCCUACUUCGCCGGUAAGGGUGUCUCCAACGACGGCCAGAACGCCUCCAUCCAGGGUUCCAUCGCCGCCGCCCACUACAUCAGAGCCAUCGCCCCAGCCUACGGUAUCCCAGUCGUCCUUCACUCCGACCACUGUGCCAAGAAGUUGUUGCCAUGGUACGACGGUAUGAUCGCCGCCGACGAGGCCUACUUCAAGCAGCACGGCGAGCCUCUGUUCUCCUCCCACAUGUUGGACUUGUCCGAGGAGACCGACGAGGAGAACAUCGGCACCUGUGUCAAGUACUUCAAGAAGAUGGCCGCCAUGGGCCAAUGGUUGGAAAUGGAGAUCGGUAUCACCGGUGGUGAGGAGGACGGUGUCAACAACGAGUCCGUCGACAAGGACUCCUUGUACACCAAGCCAGAACAGGUCUACAACGUCUUCAAGGCCUUGCAGCCAAUCUCUCCAAACUUCUCCAUCGCCGCCGCCUUCGGUAACGUCCACGGUGUCUACGCCGGCACCAUGGCUUUGAGACCAGAGAUCCUGGCCGAGCACCAGAAGUACACCGCCGAGCAGAUCGGUGUCCCAGCCGAGAGCAAGCCUUUGUUCUUGGUCUUCCACGGUGGGUCUGGUUCCACCAAGGAGCAAUUCCAAACCGGUAUCGACAACGGUGUCGUCAAGGUCAACCUGGACACCGACUGUCAGUACGCCUACUUGAAGGGUAUCAGAGACUACGUCCUAAACAAGAAGGACUACAUCAUGUCCAUGGUCGGUAACCCAACCGGUCCAGACUCUCCAAACAAGAAGUACUUCGACCCAAGAGUCUGGGUCAGAGAAGGUGAGAAGACCAUGUCCGUCAGAAUUGCCGAGGCCUUCGACGUCUUCAACACCAAGGACACUUUGUAA